UCAGGGAUGAGUGAGGCCUUUCUCCUUCGCUAGAAGAUGGGUUCUCCAGGAACCGAUUGCAGUAGCAUCUAAUCCCUGGACACUCCAGAUUCAUUAUGUCUGAAUUCCUGGAUGUGUUUUGUUGUUGUUUGUUUUGUUUUCUUUUGUUUGAAGGUAUCUUCCGAGAGAGUGUCUCCAUGUGUGAAGUGAUUUACCAUCGCUUCCUGAGGCUUCCUAAAGAGUAGUAGCCAGGAAGUGUUUCUUGUACACCUUCAGCUUAACUCACAGAAAAAAAAAUCCUAUAAGGGUGAUGUGAGCAGAGCCCAGGAAUGCCUUAUGUGGACCGGCAAAACCGAAUCUGUGGGUUUCUGGAUAUUGAAGACAAUGAGAACAGUGGCAAAUUCCUCCGGAGAUACUUUAUCCUGGAUACCCAGGCCAACUACCUUCUCUGGUACAUGGACAAUCCCCAGAACCUGGCAGUUGGGGCAGGAGCUGUCGGAUCUCUGCAGCUGACUUACAUCUCGAAGGUGAGCAUAGCUACCCCAAAGCAGAAACCAAAAACUCCAUUCUGCUUCGUCAUCAACGCCCUGUCUCAGAGAUAUUUUCUUCAAGCCAAUGACCAGAAAGAUCUGAAGGACUGGGUAGAAGCACUGAACCAAGCCAGCAAGAUCACUGUACCCAAGGCUGGGACAGUACCCUUGGCCACAGAAGUUCUCAAAAGCCUAACGGCUCCUCCCACCCUAGAGAAGAAGCCGCAGGUGGCUUACAAGACUGAGAUCAUCGGGGGAGUGGUGGUACAAACACCCAUCAGCCAGAACGGUGGGGAUGGGCAGGAAGGGAGCGAGCCAGGGACUCACGCCUUCCUGCGAAGGUCUCAGAGCUACAUCCCCACAUCAGGCUGCCGUCCUUCCACCGGGCCUCCCCUCAUUAAGAGUGGCUACUGUGUGAAGCAAGGGAACGUGCGGAAGAGUUGGAAACGACGCUUCUUUGCCCUUGAUGACUUUACCAUCUGCUACUUCAAGUGCGAGCAGGACAGAGAGCCUCUGCGCACCAUACCACUCAAGGAUGUUCUCAAGACUCACGAGUGUCUGGUCAAGUCUGGUGAUCUCUUAAUGAGGGACAACCUGUUUGAAAUCAUAACCACCUCCAGGACGUUCUACGUACAGGCGGACAGCCCUGAAGACAUGCACAGCUGGAUCAAGGGGAUUGGAGCAGCUGUCCAGGCCCUGAAGUGCCACCCUAGGGAACCGUCCUUUUCAAGAUCCAUUUCUUUGACUCGACCUGGAAGUUCCAGCCUUACAAGCGGGCCUAACUCCAUUUUGUCAAGGAGGCGGCCACCAGCGGAAGAAAAACGAGCUCUCUGUAAGGCCCCCUCCAUGGCCUCCACCUGGCAACCCUGGACACCUGUCCCCCAGGCUGAGGAAAAGCUAUUGUCAGCCGAGAAUGCUUCAGAGGAUUCUUUAUUCAUGCCUAACCCUGGGGAGAGCACAGCUACAGGGCUGCUGGCAAGUUCUCGAGUCAGGCACAGGUCGGAGCCCCAGCACCCCAAGGAGAAGCCAUUUGUAUUCAACCUUGAUGACGAAAACAUACGAACCUCUGAUGUGUGAUAUAUGGUGCCAUUGUGUGCAGGAGAGAUGGGGGCUGGGACUCAUUUUCUCUGCCAUGGUAGAGGACAGAGGCUAAUGGCAUUCACAGUGGAGGGGCUUAUCUAGCUGGCGUUGGUUUUGCAAUUAUUGACACAGUUUAUUUAAUUGGGGAAAGUUAUUAGGUUAGACCCAUGGGCAUAUUCCAUUGCCUCUUGAAUGCCCCCUUUUCCCCAGGUUUCCUAGUGAGGGGUUUGUUUUCAUAUUUCUUGUCUAGAGGAGGCUAGAGUCCAGUUUCACCCAUAAGCGUGUUCCUCUUGUAUUUCUUUUAUAGUCUCGGUUUUGCUUCCAGUCUGUGUAUAGGAUCUCAGGCUGCUUUCAUCUACUCCUGUUUAUUGGCUGAAGUCUGGGGAUCAGGCAGACAGUUAGCAUCCAGACUAAAAGCCAUCGAGUGAGAUUCAUGUUGCACAGUUCAACUGGGAUCCAUCUGAGGGCUGUCGUUAAGAAUCUGGGGAGUGAAAGGUGAAUUGUGGGAUAUCUACCCUGGGCAGUUCUUUCAGGACACCUCCCAGGGGAGCAGACAGGACCUCUUGUGAGUCAUGAGGGCUAAUGAAACUGCUAUAGCCACUUGUGGGAGUCAUGACAUCCUCUUGAUGCUCCAUGACCCCAAAUGCCAUAGACCUGAGUGACAGAGCCACCAGUCUGUUUUCUGGCCCUGAGGAUGGGGUUUUCAGGGUUAAAUGUUAUGAUUGCAGAGACCAGAACAGAUGCUUCCCUUGAAACUGUGGUGUGUGUGUGUGAUGGUUAAGUGUAGAUUGUGUGUGUGUGCGUGUGUGUGUGUGUGUGUGUGUGUGUGUGUGAGAGAGAGAGAGAGAGAGAGAGAGAGAGAGAGCACAAAUAUUCAUGUUAGGACCAUCUCUAUCUCAGAGGCUUAGAUUAAUAUAAAGCAGCGACAGAGAAGAGAUGGAUGGUGGUUUAUUGCUGUAAGCUUCUUCGAUCCAUGUUUUCCAGACAGGAGAAUGGCUCUUCUUUGACACAGUGAAUCUGGAAUCCCUGUGUUACAGCUCUUUUAGAAUGGGCCCACUUCUGUCUAACGCUAAGUGCUUGUAUAUUAUGCAGCCCGCUGACCCACUUGCUCUGUUUUACUGCCUUGCCUGUUAAGUGAAGCCAUGCACACACCAAGUGGAACCUCAGCAUCUGAUAAGAGCCUAUGCACUCACUAGUGAAGAGACUCAAACAGGAUUUUUUCCCCCCAAUACUUACAUUUUUUACAGAAUAGAAACUAGGAAUAAAGAAAUUGAAUCAGAGGAUGAAUUAUUGGCUAGGAAUUUCCUAGGUUCUAGAAGAGUUUAGAAGAUUAGAUUUCCACCCAAAAUUUAGGGUGUGUUUUUUUUCCCCACUGGGCAAGAUACUAUUUCCAGUGGCUUUGGGGGCAUUUCUAUCAGCCUUCAAUGAACUGUGCUACCAGAAAAUUAUGGCCAUUUCCUACAGGGAGAGAAGACAUGGCUCAUUCCUAUCUGUGUGACUUUUAUCUACUAGGUAAAUUAAUCCUAUUUUUAACUAGAAAUUUGUAGCUCUAAGAAGAGACUAGGAGAUAUUUUUAUUUAAGCUAGUUAGCACUCUGUGUCCAUAGUUAAUGCAAAAGCAAAAACAGGCAUAAAGGAAGCAUGUUCUUUCUAGUGUGACUGUGACCCUGAAUCUGGUGCCACACUCAAGACUCCUGGACUUUCUGUGUGGGAGUUGUCCCCCACUUUAAGUCUGGCCUUGUGUCCUGAUAUAAAAAAAUACAAAACCAAAAACCACUGG
Grammomys surdaster is the source of this 3368-nucleotide messenger RNA. RefSeq names its product pleckstrin homology domain containing A2 (gene Plekha2). The record is from RefSeq and is a predicted model, not a curated record. The transcript has 12 exons. The coding region runs from base 309 to 1586 and encodes 425 amino acids. NCBI's taxonomy places the organism in Eukaryota, Metazoa, Chordata, Mammalia, Rodentia, Muridae. Gene Ontology annotation, cellular component: cytoplasm; membrane. Gene Ontology annotation, molecular function: PDZ domain binding.